UCUCCCCUUACUCUACCCCUAUUAUCUCCGCUCUUGAGUUUAGUUCUACAGAGAAACAAAAGACAAAACAAUACAAGCCUAGGAAUUUUAUGUCAGGUUCCGAAUGAAAUACUCGGUUGGUAAGAGGCGUAACGAUGUCAAAUAUCCCAACUUCUCUCUCUGAAGUCUGCCUUACACUCUUUCGCCUUGCUAUGUCCAUAGCUGAUCCUUGGCCCUUUUCCUAAUACAACAAUACCCCUUUUCUGUCCUUUUUCUUCUACGCUCCAAAAAAACGAAAAAACAGAGCCAAAAGCCUCUUUAUUGACGUUGUCCCGAUUACUACCAGACACAACUGAUGAGAAAGAUAAGAGGUUUCAAGAUCGGAAAACGGUUGGUCCGGAUCUCGAGGUGGUUCAUUCGCAAAGCUCGGCACCCACGUGGGUACUGUCGCCUGACACAAUCAGAAUCAAAAUCGUUUUGUAAGUCCAAGUCUUUCUCGAAGCUCAUUAGCUGGGGUCAAUGCUUGACAAAAAGGGCUAAAUCUAUAUGCUCAUCAAAGCCCGGGUUGGGUUACGUUCCUAUUGGUCAAGACCCAAUCAACGAGAAGCUUACGGAAGUUCCGAAAGGACACUUGGCCAUCUAUAUCGGCCAAAAAGACGGCGAUUACCAUAGAGUUUUGGUGCCGGUUAUUUAUUUUAACCACCCUUUGUUUGGCGAGCUGUUAAGGGAAGCCGAAGAGGAGUAUGGGUUUAGCCACCAAGGAGGUAUCACCAUUCCCUGUCGAUUCUCGGAGUUCGAGAGGGUCCAGACUCGUAUCGCAGCUGGAACCGGUGGAAGGAAAAUGGUAUGGAAGCGCCACCACCAUUGAAAAAGGCUGAGCCUUGGCUGGUGCUGCUGGUUAAAAAAUGAAAUAGAAGUUGAUGACGACGAUAAUUUAUUAUUUUUAGUGAUUGUAGUAAUGAUUUUUGCAGGGAUUUUUUUGUUUAAGUAGCAUUUUGGUAAAUUACAUAAAAUUACCAAAUCAUUCGUGAAAUAAUUUUUAAUAGAUUUAUAUAUUUUAAAA
Messenger RNA from Gossypium raimondii (Peruvian cotton), 1042 nucleotides. Its product is annotated as auxin-responsive protein SAUR36. The record is from RefSeq and is a predicted model, not a curated record. Gene Ontology annotation, biological process: response to auxin. Bases 335 to 847 code for a protein of 170 amino acids. Lineage: Eukaryota; Viridiplantae; Streptophyta; Magnoliopsida; Malvales; Malvaceae. The transcript has a single exon.